AUGAGUAACGACGGGAACAAAAGAAGCUCCUUGGAGGAUAAAGAUGUCAGCGUGGUGGCAGAAGAAGCAUACUCUCAUUCAGACAGCCAAGAGCAGGAGUCGGAAGAAGAAUAUAUCUUCUAUCAGCCUAACGACGUUGACAAACUGGCAGAUCCACUGCAAUUCGACGACAGCUGGUCUCUCAAGUUCAAAGGCUUCUUUAAGAAAAAGCAAAACAACGAUGACCAAAUUGCAACCAGAAGGUCGUAUUUCGAGGACCCCGAUUUCGAGGUUGUCAAACAGUACUACCCUAAGAAGCAGUACGAGAACUAUAAAUCAUUCGAUCCCUAUCUCAGAUGGACUUUCAAGGAGGAUAGAGCACUGACCAGAAAAAUUGAUUUCAGAAUUUUCACUAUGAUUGGUGCCCUGUUUUUUGCGUUAAACCUUGAUAGAGGGAAUUUGAGUUCUGCAGUUGCGGGUGGACUGCUGGAAGACAUAGGCCUUUCAACUGAUGACUAUAAUAACGGAAACACAAUUAGAUCAGUUGGAUUUAUCAUCUCUGAAAUCCCUUCUCAAAUGAUAGGCAAAAAGUUUGGACCUGAUUGGUGGAUUCCAAUCCAAGUUGUUAUAUGGAGUCUCAUCGCCUUAUUCCAGUUCUUUGUGAACGGUAGUAAGUCGUACUUGGCGUUACGGUUUCUGCUUGGUGUUGCUCAAGGAGGCUUCAUUGCUGAUUCAGUUCAGUAUAUGUCUUAUUUUUACACAAGACAAGAAAUGAGUCUCCGUUUAGCGCUUUUCUGGGUUGUUGACGCCUUCUCAGGGAUCGUCAGUAAUCUUCUUGCCAUCGCAUUUUUGAAAGUAGGUUUGCACGGCAAAGAAGGUUGGAGAUGGUUGUUUUUGUUCGAUGGCUUGAUUACACUUGCUAUUGGAAUAUCCUCCUUUUUCUUCAUGGUUCCUGGCCCCACACAAACAAAAACCAAGUUUAAUCCAAACGGUAUCUUCACUGAACGAGAAGAAAAAAUCAUUACCAACAGGCUUCUACGUGAUGAUCCCUCAAAAUCUGAUAUGCAUAAUCGGGAGGGUAUCACACCCAAACAGUUCUUCAAGACUCUCAGUGACUUUGAUCUCUGGCCUGUUCUUAUCCUCUCUUUUGUCUUUGAAAUCCCUCAAAAUCCAAUCAAAAAGUAUUUGAAUAUCAACUUGAAGAAGCUGAAUUUUUCGAGAAACACCAUCAUCUACUUGAAUAUUCCGAUAGAAGCCAUGUCCAGCAUCACACUAGUUGCCAUUACUCUGCUAUCCGAGGCGGUGGAUGAGAGAUCUCUAGUCUGCACCAUGCAGCAAUUGUGGAUUAUGGUUGUUGUUAUUGUUGAAUAUGUUCAUGCAGAUUCAUUGAAGCCAUGGGCACAAUAUGCCAUAAUGUUUUUCGCCAUUGGAAACCCUUCGGCCCAAGCAAUUAUUGUAUCCUGGUGUUCGAGAGUGUCUUAUUCUGUUAGAGCGAGGGCGAUUUCUUCUCCAAUGUCAAACAUUGGUGUCCAGCUUGCUAAUAUUGCAGCGAGUUAUAUUUACCGCAGCGACGAUGCCCCACAUUACCACAGAGGAAAUCGUGUUAUUAUUGGACUUUGCGUCAUGAACAUCGCUCUUUUUCUUUUCACCAAGGGUUACUACAUUUGGAGAAAUAAGACAAAAGAGCUGCAAUGGAGCAAACUUUCUGAUGAACAGAAGGAAGAAUAUAUAUCUGCACACAGACACGAUGGUAACAAGAGAUUGGACUACUUGUUCGAACAUUGA
Molecule: messenger RNA, 1764 nt
Organism: Kuraishia capsulata CBS 1993
Lineage: Eukaryota; Fungi; Ascomycota; Pichiomycetes; Pichiales; Pichiaceae
Exons: 1
Coding region: 1-1764 (587 amino acids)
Biological process (GO): transmembrane transport
Cellular component (GO): membrane
Molecular function (GO): transmembrane transporter activity
Source: RefSeq, a predicted model, not a curated record